This is a messenger RNA of Cottoperca gobio, 1320 nucleotides long. Its product is annotated as probable 2-ketogluconate reductase. The transcript is spliced from 6 exons. NCBI's taxonomy places the organism in Eukaryota, Metazoa, Chordata, Actinopteri, Perciformes, Bovichtidae. Gene Ontology annotation, molecular function: NAD binding; hydroxypyruvate reductase [NAD(P)H] activity; glyoxylate reductase (NADPH) activity. The coding region runs from base 196 to 1173 and encodes 325 amino acids. Gene Ontology annotation, cellular component: cytosol. The record is from RefSeq and is a predicted model, not a curated record.
UGCUUUCAGAUUAGCUUCUCAAGUUUUACGAGUUCAAACUGAUCUUUAUCUGGAGCAAAUGGGUGGUUGGAUAAUAUCAAAGACCAGCUAAAUUUCUUCCUGCACCCCCUUCCUCUUAACCCUCAGUUUCUACUCUUUAGAACUGAGAGUCAGGAAACAGCAGGGUUUUAACUCCUCAAGCCCCAGCUGAAGGUGAUGGAGGACAACAAGCCAUGGGCUCUGAUCUCAGAGGUGGGCGAACAAGGCUACAUCGAAGAGGUCACUGACAUAAUGAAACAACACUUCCAAAUCAUCUGUUACAAAGACUUCCUUCAAAACCCUCCACUGCAUGGUCCUAAAAUCCAGGCCAUGCUUAUGUGGAACACCCUCCCCGCAGCCGAGCCUUCGCUGCUCAGCUCGCUUCCCUCGCUGAAGGUGGUCGCCAACGGAGGAGUGGGCAUCGACCACCUGGACGUGCCAUACAUCACCAGUCUGGGAGUGAAGGUGACCAACACGCCGGGGGUGGUGAGCGAUGCCACUGCAGAUAUAGCGAUGGGUCUGCUUCUGGCAUCUGCACGCAAGAUUGUUGAAGGUCACCAAAUAGCUGUUGACCCCAACACCACCCAUAUACCACAAUACCUGAUGGGAGUUGAAGUCUCAGGGUCGACUCUGGGGAUUAUUGGAAUGGGACACAUUGGCUGCAAAAUCGCUCAAAGAGGCAAAGGAUUUGACAUGAAGAUCCUGUAUCAUAACAGGAACCGGAGAGUGGAAGAUGAGCAGGCGGUGGGUGCGUGUUACCGUGAGAACAUGGGCGACCUGCUGAAAGAGUCGGACUUUGUCGUGCUGGCGGUCAACCUGACCCCUGAAACCACCAGCCUGAUCGGCCACAGAGAGCUGUCCCUCAUGAAACCCACAGCAACUCUGGUCAACAUCAGCAGAGGUCUGGUUGUGGACCAGGACGCUCUCGUCAAAGCUCUGCAGUCGGGAACAAUUCGUGCGGCGGCGUUAGACGUCACUCACCCUGAACCGUUACCAAGGGAUCAUCCUCUCCUUAGCCUUCCUAAUGUGCUGAUCACCCCCCACGUCGGCACCAACACUUACACGACAACAAGAAAGAUGGUGCAGAGGAUGGUAGAAAAUGCUGUGGCUGCACUGAAAGGCCAAUCGAUUCCCAAUGAAGUCAAACCAAAAUGACUGUCUGUAUUUAGAAGUGUUUUCCUAUUGCAAGUUGAAGUAUAUAUUUAAGGAGACUUUAGUUUUUACCUGUUUGAUUGUUCUGUUCUGCCAUUAUUACUGUGAUGAACAUGAAUGAUUGUUACAUUAAAAUAUAAAGUUUACGUA